Molecule: messenger RNA, 2421 nt
Organism: Closterium sp. Naga37s-1
Lineage: Eukaryota; Viridiplantae; Streptophyta; Zygnematophyceae; Desmidiales; Closteriaceae
Source: the annotation of a GenBank genome assembly
AUGGCCGCCGCGCCGACCGGCGGGACCGGCGGAGGCGCAGAGGCGGUCCAGUACGACGCGGGCACGGGCAUUUAUACCGUUAAGAACAAGCCAUGGCGAGUGGGAUCUCGUUAUACGGUGCAUGGUCUGAUUGGUUCUGGCUCAUACGGAGAUGUCUGCAAGGCCACUGACAAUGAGACGGGCGAAACCGUCGCUCUCAAGCGCAUCGCGGAUGUGCUGUGCUGCCCCAUGCUGGCCAAGAGAGUGCUUCGAGAGGUCUGCAUCAUGCGCCGCCUCUCACACCCAUACGUCAUCCGAUUGGCGGACGUGUUUACUCGCAAGUCUACUGAGGUGCCGGGGGGAUUCGACCUGUACAUCGCCACUGAGUAUGCCUCAGGUGGUGAUCUGUAUCGGUUCAAGCAGCCACUAACACCAGAGGACGUGAGGCGACUGAUAUGGCAACUGCUGGUGGCAACUCGCUACCUGCACUCGUGCCACGUCUGGCACAGGGACAUUAAGUCUGAGAACACGCUGCUCCACGCCAACACCACUCUCAAGCUCUGCGACUUUGGCCUCUCUAGGUCCGCCUUAGGGUCAGGGCAGCCAAUGCAGCCGCGCAGUGCUCCGGACGAGAAGGGGGCAGCGGCGGGGAGGAAGCAGCACGUGCUGCAGAGGCAGUUCACCAAAAUGGUCGUCACCCCCAGCUACCGCGCCCCUGAAGUGGUCAUGUCCAGAGGCCAAUACACCUCUGCCAUCGACAUCUGGUCACUCGGCUGCAUUUUCUGGGAGCUCCUAAUGCGAGCCAUGCGGCCCCAUCGACCCGGGCCUCCAUCUAGGCCACUCUUCGGCAUCAGGGGCGAGCCGGUCACUCCGGAAACAGGGGAGAAGUAUGUAGAUGACAAUGAAUCUCCCUUAUCGGAUCAACUGGACGUGAUAUUCGAUGUCAUCGGCACGCCCUGCUGGAAGGACAUUGAGAGCGUCCCUAGCGAUGCCUGGCGGGCGUUCCUCAAGAGGCUGCCCGGGCGGGCGGGCAACCUGGCCAAUCAGAUGGCGCCAUGUGGCGAUCCCGAGGCCGCUGACCUGCUCCAUCGUAUGCUGGCCGUUGAUCCGUCCAGGCGGUGCACUGCUGAAGAGGCUCUUGCUCACACAUAUUUCCGCAGUCUCGAGAAGCCCAUGGAGUUGCCACCCAUGGAGGCAGAGGAAACACCCGUGUCUCUGCCGCAGGACCACCACUUCUGGCAGAUCACCGAUCCUGCCAUUGCUCUCGGGUUGCUAGAGAGGGAGCUGGAGCAAGCAGCAUACGAGCCGGAUGGGGGCAAGAGGAAGCUGGAAUGGCUGCUCGAGAGAGAAGCAGAGGGGCAGCAGGUAAGGGGGGCAGCUGUUCAGGGGGAGCUGGAGCAAGCAGCAUACGAGCCGGAUGGGGGCAAGAGGAAACUGGAAUGGCUGCUCGAGAGAGAAGCAGAGGGGCAGCAGGUGAGGGGGGCAGCAGGUGAGGGGGGCAGCAGUUGCAACUCCAUGCUUCGCACACUCCUCCCUCUGCUCACUCCCUCCCACUCCUCCCUUGCCUCGCUCUCCUCACCCCCUUCACCCACUCCCCCCUCACCAGGAAGAAUACAGCAGCAGCAGCAAGAUCAGCAGCAGCAACUCCUGCUGUUACUGCUUCAGCAGCAACAGCAGCAGCAGCAGCAGCAGCAGCAGCAGCAGCAGCAGCAGCAGCAGCAGCAGCAGCAGCAGCAACAGCAGCAGCAGCAGCAGCAGCAGCAGCAGCAGCAGCAGCAGCAGCAGCAGCAGCAGCAGCAGCAGCAGCAGCAGCAGCAGCAGCAGCAGCAGCAGCAGCAGCAGCAGCAGCAGCAGCAGCAGCAGCAGCAGCAGCAGCAGCAGCAACAGCAACAACGUCAGCAACAACAGCAGCAGCAGAAGCAGCAGCAACAGCUGCAGCAGCAGUUACUAGAGCAGCAGCUGCUACAGCAGAUGCAAACUGCAAUCAGCUCCUCUACUGCUACAGCAGCAGGGCAAUUCCCUCCCGCCACAGCCGCUACAACCGCCCCAGCUGCUACAGCCGCUGCAGUCGCUACAACAACCAUCCCUGCAGCAGCCAACUCCAAACAGCAGCAGCAGCAGCAGGUACGGUUUGCACCCAAUCCAGCUGCUGCUGUUCACCAGCUGCAGGAGUCGCUCAGGAGAAAACAACAGAAGGCAGCACCUUCUCAGGUUCCUCUGCAGCAGCAGCAGCAGCAGCAGCAGCAGCAGCAGCAGCAGCAGCAGCAGCAGCAGCAGCAGCAGCAGCAGGUGCAGCACCAAGCGCAGGAUCCAAGGCGUCGACUGCGGCCGCUGGGGCAGGGGCUGGGGCAGGAGCAGCAGCAGGAGCCAUCUCUCUGUCUUGCCCAUUGUAGUGAAACCACUGAACAACGUGCUCCUCUCUUGCCUUCCCCUCCACUCUAG